Messenger RNA from Symbiodinium sp. CCMP2592, 1443 nucleotides. Lineage: Eukaryota; Dinophyceae; Suessiales; Symbiodiniaceae. The record is from the annotation of a GenBank genome assembly.
AUGAUCCGUGACCGCCUGGCCGAACUCAUCGAUCGCCACACUAAUCUGUUCUACGGGUUCUUCCGCAUCGGGGACAACUAUUAUCAUGGCUUAUUUGUGCUGACCUUCGACAUCGGCGUCAUUGCGGCACUUUCUGCCACUAACCGACACCUCAACGAUGUCCUCGCCAUCUACCUCCUUGCCCGCUCCAUGACCACAGUGGCACUGCUACCCGCUCAUCGUUCUGGCCCUUCCAGCCUCCUUCGACGACGUCUUCCACUCGGAUCGGAAUUCCAGAGCAUCGUACGGUUUUCAUCUUUGACCUACCGGUUGGGCAUUCCUGCCUACUUGACCGCGUUCGAUUGCACAGAGGUCUCGGAGCGGAUGAUUGCGCGACACAAAGAGUCCAUUCUCACUUCCCCCCCUUUUAGCCUUUUGCUUCUUCGAAUCUUCGACACGCCGAUGGCGAACUUCGUGGCGGAGACGCUGCUGGACCUUCCCACCACUGCCGAGUACAGCGAAUGGGCGGCCGCGGCCAGGGAGUCCCGUCGUGAUCGUGCUGCACUGCCUCCCUCGAUUACUGUUCUCUCGUCAUCGUCCGGAGUCAACCCCACUUCUUACGCCUUCACCGACGUCCCGGUCAACUUUUGGCUAUCUCCGUUUUUGCUACUUCGCGGCUGGCUUGUACCCUUCUCCCAAGCUGCACCUCGACCGCACAUCUACAACAUCAUGAACGAGGUCAUGGCGGAGGCAGCCAACAUGUUCCAUGAAGUCGUACACAUCGCUGAUAACUCCUACCACGGCCUCUUCGAGAUCGUGCUCGACUUAUAUGUCACAACCCAACUUCUUCAGGUCAGUCGUACGAUGAACUACGAGGUCAUGCAUUUCUUGCAUGGCCGCAACAUCACACACUUCAUUACCCGAGACGUUCAUCAACCACGACCUUCUCAACUACUACCAGGUGAACCUGCCCCUCGCAUGCGCGGGCCAUUCCUUCCUCCGCGCGCGCUGCCAAUCGGCACCGCCUUCGCUGAUGUGGUACGGUUUUCCGAUGCCGUGCUGACUUUGAUGAUCCCUCACGAACUCCAUACGUGGGAAGCCAUGGAGCUGUUGCAAACCCAGAUAAGGUGCCUACGAGCCCGCUCUUACUUGCUGUUGGGACAAUGCCUUCACUGCCACCGGCGCGCGUUUUUGCCCCAGUCGCUGCCGCUGCCACGUCUGGUUCUUGACAUCGUGAUCAGCACUCACCUCGGAACCCUUUUAUGCUGCCUGGGCAGAAAAGGUCACACACUGCUUGCGUAUUGCUCCAGUUGGACAGUCAUGUACCUGCCUCGCUGGUGUCCGCAGCCGUUUCUUUCCAGUAUUUACAACAUGCAGCCACUCGACAUCAGCUACGACGACCUCCGCACCUCCUACGAGCGCUUCUUUUUCCCUCACUUCCCUGUGUCGGAUCAUAUCCCUUGA